AUGGAGCCAAUAGCUGUCGUUGGGAUAGCUCAUCGCUUUCCUGGUGGAGCAUCAACACCCGCUGCUUUCUGGGAUCUGCUUCAGCACCCACCAGACAAUCUCUCACGCCCGCCGCCUCCAGAAAGGCUGAAUCUCUCCAAAUUCUACCACCCAAAUGACGACCAGCAUGGCAGCACUCCUGUAUCCAAGUCGUAUUUUCUCAACGAAGAUGUCACUGUAUUUGAUGCUCCCUUCUUCGCUAUCAGCCCGCUGGAGGCCGAGGCGAUGGAUCCGCAACAGCGUAUACUACUGGAGACUGUCUACGAAGCCAGCGAAAGCGCUGGGAUACCACUGCAGCGGCUUAGGGGAAGUCAGUGUUCCGUGUUUGUAGGUGUCAUGACGGCGGACUACGAACACAUACAGUACCGUGAUCCAGAAGACCUCUCGACAUACACAGCUACCGGAACUUCACGAGCCGUGCUGGCAAAUCGGAUUUCUUACUUCUUUGAUCUCAGGGGGCAGUCCACCGUAAUAGACACCGCGUGUUCUUCGUCAUUGGUAGCAUUACACCUUGCGGUUCAGGAGAUGAGAGCAGGAAACUCCGACAUGGCCGUUGUGAGUGGUUGCAAUCUGCUCUUGGGGCCAGACCUUUAUGUCAGCGAGGCCAAGUUGCACAUGCUCUCUCCAACUGGAACCUGCAAGAUGUGGGAUGCUGGAGCUGAUGGAUAUGCUCGUGGUGAAGGCGUGGCGUCUUUAAUUCUAAAACCAUUAAAAGACGCGAUAAGAGAUGGAGACCCGAUUCAAGGCUUGGUUCGACACACGGGUGUCAACUCAGAUGGGCGAACACAGGGUAUAACUAUGCCCAGUGCAGCAGCCCAAGCAUCCUUGAUACGACACACAUAUCAGGCUGCGGGGCUCGACCCAUUCAAAACUGGGGAUAGGUGUCAGUAUUUUGAGGCCCACGGAACUGGGACUAAAGCGGGCGAUCCAAACGAGGCCCAAGGUAUCUCGGAGGCCUUCUUUAGAGAUUCUGGAGACUCGUCUGGAGACAGCCCACUUCUUGUCGGCUCCGUCAAAACGGUGAUAGGCCAUCUGGAAGGAUGCGCAGGCCUUGCAGGGGUGAUCAAGGCCCUGCUAGCCAUGAAGCACGGCUCAAUCCCACCAAACAUCCAUCUCAAGAACUUGAGCCCAGAUGUUGCCCCCUUUGCCAAACGACUGAGGAUCCCUACAAGGCCUAUGCCGUGGCCAUCCCCGCAGCCUGGCCACCCUAAACGAGCGAGCAUCAAUAGCUUUGGAUUUGGCGGUACGAAUUCCCAUGUCAUUCUAGAGAGUUACCAUGAGAACACGGAAACUCGAUCAGAGGUGUCCGGAAAUAAGGAUCAGACCCCAUGGACGAUCCCACUGCUCCUCAGCGCACAUAGCAAGUCAUCGCUGGCCAGGCGUGCCGGACAGCUUGCUGAGUUCUUCCGUCAAAGAGAUGGCAUUGAUCUUCAGGAUAUUGCUUGGACACUGUGGGAGCGACGAAGUCAAUUGCCGUAUCAUCAUGUGUUUACUGAAUCUAGUCGUGAGGCACUUCUUUGGGCAUUGGACCACGUUUCGCAAGAAGCAUCUCCGUCAAUACUUACCUUACGAUCUUUGGUGUCUCCAGAGGAGGGAUUUGGCGCCCUGGGAAUCUUUACUGGACAAGGAGCUCAAUGGCCAGGUAUGGGCCGAGAGCUGCUUUACUCGAGCCACGUAUUCAGAGAAACGAUUGACAGGUGCGAGCGCGCGCUACUGAGUCUUCCAGACGGCCCGGGAUGGUCACUGGCUGAACAGUUGCGCGAUGCUUCACCGACAAGUCCAAUCUCGGACGCGGAAAUAGCCCAGCCCGCCACCACCGCCGUCGAGAUAGGGCUGGUUGAAAUCCUUGCUUCUUCAGGCGUUCGAUUCAGCGCCGUGGUCGGACACUCUUCUGGUGAGAUGGCUGCGUGCUACGCUGCUGGCAUCCUGCGCCUCGAGGAUGCAAUUCGAAUAGCUUAUUACAGAGGACUUUUCGCUAAGAAACGUGUUGGAAAGGGCGCAAUGCUAGCGGCGGCUCUUGCUCCUGAAGAAGCUGUUGAUCUCUGCAGGAGUGCAAGAUUUCGGGGUCGAUUGUGGCUUGCGGCGAAAAACGCCCCCUCUACUGUGACCAUGUCUGGCGACGAGGACGCAGUGUACGAAGCCAAGGCAUUGCUGGACGAUCAGAAAACAUUCGCUCGGGUACUCCGUACGGAUAAGGCCUACCACUCUCCACAUAUGGCAGCAUGUUCUGAUGCGUACCUACAAGCGCUUCAGAAAUGCCGGAUACAACCCAGAAAGCCACGAAAGUCGUGUAUCUGGGUGAGCAGUGUUGAUGGCCAUGCGGAGAGAUCGUGGGAAGGCGACGUUGACGCGCUUCGAGACAAAUACUGGAUCGACAACAUGCUGCAGCCGGUCCUCUUUACAGAAGCAGUCACGUCUGCUCUGACCAACGGAGGCCCGUUUGAUGUCGCUGUGGAAGUCGGACCGCAUCCAGCACUGAAGGGUCCGUUCUCGCAAACAGUGGCGCCGCAUCUGAAGGGUGGCAUUCCAUACCAUGGGUGCAUGAAGCGCGGCGAGAACAGCAUAGCAAGUCUGCUCGAUCUCGUUGGAUAUCUUGCGGCUUCAUUCGGGACGUCUACAAUCGACUUGGAAGGAUAUCAAAAGAAUUGGACGCCAGCGACCGAAAGCUCAAGACGCGUCAUCCAUGACCUACCCUCCUAUCCCUGGGACCAUGACAAGAAAUAUUGGCGCGAGUCGAGAAUAUCUCGAAAUCACCGCCUGAGAUCAGACGACAACAACAGCACUCUCAAACUCCUGGGCCGCAGGUGCGCCGACGAUUCGGACCGGGAGCUUCGUUGGCGCAACUUCCUAAACUUGAAGGAAUUACCAUGGCUUCGCGGUCACUCAUUUCAGGGGGAGGCUCUCUUCCCCGCGGCUGGCCACUUGUCACUCAUGCUUGAGGCCGCUCAAGUUCUUACCCGCGGCCGUGCGGUCAAGUCUAUUGAAGUCCAGAACGUCAGAUUGGAACGGACACUCAACGUCCACGAUGGACUGAGGCCAGUUGAAAUCCUGUGCUCCGCCAAGAUCGUGGAAGACUCACACGAAGAGCUGCGGCUGGUAGCAGACUUUUCAUGCUAUUUCUGCUCAGAUCCUAGUACUGCGAGUACCGAGAGAACGUCGGCAGGAACUUUGGACAUCCACUUUUUGGGUAACGAGGAACAAGCGGCAAACGUGUUGCCGUCUCGUGUCUCACAUCGCGCUAGCACAUCCACGAUUGACAUUGGUAGAUUCUACACCUCGAUGCGUGGUGUAGGCUUGGAGUAUGAUGGUGCCUUCAAGGCGAUAAAGUCGAUGCACCGCACCGCUGGCUUCGCCAAUGCAAAAGCUUCGUGGAGUCUAGAUGAGGUUGGGGGUGGCCAUGGGGAUGGGAAUCUCUACCACCCAGCUAUCCUUGAUACUGCUUUGCACCCAAUAUUCGCCGCUUUCACCACCCCAUCAACAGAUCGCUUAUGGACAGCAUAUCUUCCUUUAUCCAUAGACAUUGUCAGAUUUGUUCCGACUGCAAACGUACCAAAAUCUUUGACAACGUCGGUUGACAUUCUGAUCGACGCCCACAUAUCCGAAAGUUCACCAACAAGGAUUGUUGGAGAUGUUGACGUCUUCACUCCCGAGAAUGUACCGCUGGUACAGAUCCAAGGCGUGACUUUGGGAGCUCUGGAGAGAACGAGGGCGUCAAAUGAUCGCGACAUCUUCAGCCAGACAGUUUGGAAGCCUGACAUAUUUGGAGGCGAAGAGUUUGCCAUUGAUUACAAUCCUCCACAAGAUGAGAUGGUAAUGGAUGCUGAACGCGUGGGCCUGUUCUACGCUCGCAAGAUCAUACAUCAAGGAGAGGCUAUAGGCGAAUCUAGGCUCAAGUGGUGGGAGCAACGCAUGUUGCAAACUCUACGAAGUCAUGUGAGCAGUUCUACCGCCUGGGACAAUGACGACAAUAGCACCAUCGAGGCGCUGGUUGCAAGACACCACGAGCAAGUCGACUUUCAUCUAAUGCACAAGGUCGCCCGUGAGGUUGACAGCGUCUUCCGAAAUGAGAAGCAAAUGGUUGAGGUGCUCUUUGAGGCUCAAGAAAUGAACGAGUUCUACCGCCAGGGGCUAGGGCUGCGAAAUGCACAGCGUCAAAUUGCAAGCUACCUCAUGUCGAUCACUCACCGCUAUCCGGCCGCAGCCGUCCUUGAAUUGGGAGCUGGUACAGGGGCAACCACUUCAAUAGUGCUCGAUACUAUUGGGAGUGCAUUCGGUUCAUAUACAUUCACAGACGUUUCUGCGGGCUUCUUCCCUCAGGCCCAAGAGAUGUUUCGUGAACAUGCCGAUCGGAUGGCCUUCCGGAAAUUAGACAUCUCCACUCCCUUCGAAGAACAAGGUUUCAAAGACGGUGCCUACGACGUGGUCAUCGCUGCAAACGUCCUCCAUGUCACCGAGGAUGUCGAGGUUGUCCUCCGUCGUGUCAGGGGCCUCCUGAAGCCGGGCGGUUUCCUCGUUGUCACCGAGCCUACAGCGAGUAUGUUGAGGCUGCACGUUAUUCUGGGGGGCUUGGAGGGGUGGUGGCUUGCUCGAGAUAAUUGUCGUGUGGCUGGCCCGAUUCUCACUUGUGAGAUGUGGGACGAGAAGCUACAAAAGACUGGAUUUUCUGGCAUCGAUCUUUUCAGCCAUGACCAGGCCAGCGAAGACUUGCAUUCGUGCACAUCGUUUGUGAGCCAGGCUACGAACUCGGAUAUUGACUGUAUUCGCGACCCUCUGACAAACCUUGACAAAUUGCCAAGAUCCAGCCACAUCACAAUCGUUGGAGGUUCCGUAUUGGCCACUUCGAAGCUGGUCAGAUCCAUUCAAACGCGGCUUUCUUCGCACGGAUUGCGAAUUGUUCAUUACAAGGAUGCCAAACAAGCGAAUGUUUCUAGGGGAAUGCCCUUUGGGUAUGUUUUAUACCUGUCAGAACUCGACAGGCCGACUUUUCAUGACUCGUUCACCGAUGAAACGCUCAAAGGGCUUCAGAUGUUACUCAAGAGUCCCAACGCUUUCCUUGCAGUUACCAAGGAAGCCUCGACUUUGAACCCAGCAUCAAACAUGAUGGCUGGUCUCUUCCGUGGCUUGCGAGCAGAAACCCCGUCACUACAAUUGCAGACUCUGGAGCUGGAGCAGUCGAGAAUGGAUGCCGAUAUCAUCAUGACACACUUUCUCCGUCUCAUCUUCGCGACGCUGCAAAUUGAUGAGAGCAGUCGUAAUCUAUCAGCGACUGAGACCGAGUUAAGAUUGCGAGACGACAUACUUUUCAUCCCCCGGGUUGUUCCAGAACCCGAACGCAAUGAGCGAUACAACAGCUGUCGCAGGUCCGUGCAACGGCUGGCCUCGGGAAGGACCCAUCUCAUUCAGAUCAACGAAGUUGAUGGCAAAGCUGAAGUUACUGCGACAUCAAGAUUUGGCGGUUGCGAUGGUAGCUUGAAAACGAUAAAAGUUCACUAUUCAACCCUGGCACCUGUCGGAUGCGUGACUGAGUCUCAGCCUCAGUACAUAUGCGUUGGCACGAAUGCCGUGGACAGCUCCAAGCUCCUUCUCGCACUCUCGACCAAAAACGCCUCCGAAAUCCAGAGUAGAGCGGAUAACGUCUAUCCCAUUCCUCAUGGCACCUUUGACCCUCAGUGUCUGACAAUUAUGGCUAUCAGCGUAGCUGUUCGAUCAUGGCUGCAACGGCUACCCCCAAAACGUACCAUCUGGUUGCACGGCUUGGACAUAUUGGCCGUAAGGGGUUUCGAGGAGGAGGCGGCGCGGAAAGACAUCAGGGUCUUUUCAACUUCUCGAAAUCCCGAACAUCGUAACUUCCUUCACCCUCGAGCAGCGGUUCGUACGAUCAAGUCUAUCAUUCCAAAUGACACUAUUGCUCUGGUGGUCAGCGGGCCUGCACAUGGCAACCAAGAGUUUAUUGAGUCAGUGCGGACCAAGCUUGGUCUCUCUGCAGCUCUGUGCGGAACACUGUUUGAUUCCACCAGCUCACAAUCUGUGUCUUCACCGCGCGAUACUCUUGCAGAGCUAUACCAGAGUGCCGCCACGUGGCAGCUUCCGUCGGACACGACCAAUCCCUACGCCGUAAUUCCCGUUUCCGAUAUCAACUCUCAACUACCACCUGGAAAGUCGAUAGCAAUCCUUGACUGGACAGUGUCGUCCUCUGUACUGGCCAGUAUAAAGCCGAUACCGGCAGAAGAACUGUUCAAAUGUGACGGCACCUACUUCCUAGUUGGCCUCACUGGUGAGGUUGGGUUGUCUAUCUGUUCAUGGAUGGUUGCCCAUGGUGUCCGAAACGUAGCCUUGGCGAGCCGCAACCCAAAGAUCGACCCAUACUUCCUGGAGAGCAUGGACAAGCUCGGCGCAACGAUACGCGUGUUCGCAAUGGAUGUGACCAGUCCUGCAAGCGUUCAGGAAGUCGUCCGGGAAAUCAAGGCUCUGAUGCCACCGGUACUUGGAGUUUGCAACGGCAGCAUGGUGCUCGCUGAUGGGCUUUUUCAAGAGAUGAAUAAGGAGCACAUGGAGACGGCUCUCAAACCCAAAGUUCAAGGCAGCAUAAUACUCGACCAGGCAUUUGCCGACCAGCAGCUCGACUUCUUCAUCAUGCUGUCUUCUUUGGGUUCGGUGAUUGGCACUCCAGGGCAAUCCAACUAUCACAUGGCGAACAUGUUUAUGGUCGCUCUGGCAGAGCAGCGCAGACGGAAAGGCCUUUCUGGGUCUGUCAUUGACGUUGGCUAUAUCGCAGACAUCGGCUACGUCCCCCGCCAAGACGUUUCCGUAGAGCGUACACUUCGGGCCAUGCACAUGUUAGCUCUUUGGGAGGAGGAGAUUCACGUAAUGUUCUACGAAGCAAUUUUGGCAGGACAACCGGACUCGGGACAAUCCCCCGAACUGAUCAUCGGGCUUCCUGUUAGUAAUGAUGAAUCCAAACGACCUCACUGGGCAAGCGAGCCGCGCUUCUCUCACCUCGUUGUCGAAAGCAAGCAGUCUAUGGCUGCAGUCAACGCGAGCUCCUCGGCCCUUCAAAGUCUGCACUCCGCUCUAGAGUCGCUGACUAGCGAUGAAGCGCUGGCUGUUGAGAUACAACGAGCGUUUUCUGAGCAACUCGAGUCCCUCCUGCAACUGUCAUCUGGCGGAGCGGAUAUGAAUUCUCCAUUGGUCUCACUUGGUAUGGACUCGCUACUCGCAAUGGAGGUACAGAGAUGGUUCCGCAAAGUAGUCGGUGCCGAGGUGUCUGUUCUGCAGAUCUUGGGAGGUGCUUCUGGUGAAACAAUCUGCCACGCGGCGGCCGUAUCAGUGUUUGCUAGGAGGCGAGUUGAUGUUAACAUGCACAAGGAGCAGCGCCAUGAGCUCGAGAACUCCGACCCCCAGGUCGAUAUCCAUGAUGACAGCACUCUGUCAAAUGGGACUUCAGCAGCGGGAGUUUCAAAGGCUGCAGCAUCGAAGUUAGGAAGUCCAACAGAGUCUCCAAUACUUGGUAUCGAGACUCCUGCGACAUCUACGAAUGGCAGCGAGCUCUUGGAACGGGAACAUACAAUUGGCAUUGAAAAAGAGGCACCUCUCUCUGUGUCUCAGGCACGCCUUUGGUUCCUCCAAAAGUUCCUCGAGAACCCAACCACGUACAACGAGACAGCGAUGUACCAUAUCCAUGGAUUUCUGGACGCCGAAAAGCUCCGCUCUGCAUUCAAGCAUCUUAUUUCACAUCACGAGGCAUUACGGACGAAAUUCUAUGACAGUGCCGAGACGGGAAGUCCAGUUCAGGCUGUGCUGACAGAGUCAAAUUGUCCAUUUCGAUACGUUGACGAGUCUGGAAAGACCUCCGCUGGUGCUGAAUUCGAGACGAUGGCAAGCCAGUCGUGGAAUCUUGAACAUGGCACUUGCUUGGGUGCGACGCUCAUACAACACUCCUCGGAGCACCACACGCUUAUCAUGGGCAGCCAUCAUAUAGCUGUCGAUGGAGUAAGCUGGCUGGUCAUGAUGAGACAUUUGGACCUCGCCUACCAGUCAAAAGCGUUGCCUCCUGUCCUUGGAUACUCUGAAUUCGCAGUGAGACAACAGGAGCAGCUGCGCAAUGGGAGCUUCGCCGACGAGAUCAACUUCUGGAAGCAAGAGCUCUCCGGACUUGAGGAGCCAAUCCCAUUGUUUCCGAUGGCGCGUGUAAACAUGCGCCCCGCGAGCAAUAGGUACGAUAGCGUGAACGCAGGGACACUGCUAGACACCGAAACAGUUUUGAAAGUCAGGCAAACCAGCAGUCGACUAGAUAUGACUCCAUUUCACUUCCAUCUGGGCAUUCUCAUGGCUCUCACUGCCCGACUCUCCGAAUCGGAGGAUAUCUGCAUCGGCAUGGUAGUUCCAGGGCGAUCUGAUGAGGCCUUUGCUGAGACAGUCGGAUUCUUCAUCAACAUAAUCCCGGUUCGAGUCUCAGUCACCCACGAGGACACAUUCCAGACGCUGUGCAAGAAGGUGUCAUCAAAGAUCUUCGCGUCUCUCAGCAACUCGCGUGUGCCUCUGGAUGCAUUGCUUGACACAUUCAAAGUUGCGCGAACGGCUCGCCACAGUCCUGUGUUUCAAGUCAUUAUCAAUUACCGGCGUAAUGUCUUGGGUCAUAGUUCUAUUGGCGAUUGCAGUGUGAAGUACAUCAAAUCCGCGAGUUCGGGAAAUCCGUACGAUAUAUGCCUCAACAUCACCGAAACACCGUCCAAGACUUGUUUGGUGGAGAUCUCAUCCAGAGAGUCGCUGUACUCAAGAGAAGCCGCGCAGUCCAUCUUGGACUGCUAUCGCCACAUUUUGGCAUGCGUGUGUCAAACGCCCAGCUCCCUAGUUUCGCGUCUGCAGCUCUGGAGACAAAAAGAAGAGACAGAUUCUGAGUUAUUGGCGUUAGGGCGUGGGAGGAGAGUCGAUCUCGAAUGGGAAGAAACCGUUACCCGUCGCAUUGCAGCCCUUGCUGUUCAACACCCUGACGCCGUGGCUAUCGAGCAACAAAGACUGUCGCUCACGUAUCGCCAGUUGAUGAUUCAAGUCGACAACCUGGUGGUUGCUCUUGAGCAAUCGCAAGUCCCGAAAGGAGCAGACACUUACUGUUGUCUGCUAUUUCAGCCAACGCCAGAAUACAUUGUGUCCUUCCUUUCUGUUCUCAAGCAUUCGGCGGUUGCAGUACCUCUUGAUACGCUUAACAGCCGGGAGCGUAUGGCUAUCAUCCUGGAUGACUGCCAACCUGCAAUCGUUCUGCACCACGACCAAACAACCGAGACGGCAGAGUGGCUUCAAAGAACGUAUCCACGAGUCUCCCUCUUGAACGUUUCUCGUCAUAUGAAUAGCAGGUCUGAGAGAAAGGUGAAUGACUCCUCCAGCUCAGAGUCACCAGCAGCUAUGAUAUACACAAGCGGCACUACCGGCACUCCGAAAGGCGCGAUACUGACCCACUCAAACUAUCGGGAUAUCAUAGCUUCGACUACCAACAGGAUGCAGAUUGGGUUUCAUGGAGAGGUCGUGCUACAGCAAACAGCUCUUGGCUUCGACAUGGCCAUCAUGCAAAUCCUUCUUGGGCUCUGCAACUCAAACACCGUCGUUGUGGCGACAGAAACCCAAAGGAAAGAUCCUUGCGCUAUAGCAGAGCUCCUGUGCAGUCAUCGAGUGUCAUGCAUGAUUGCCACGCCGACAGAAUAUGCGCUCAUGUUCCAGUACGCAGCCGAGACGCUUGUUCAAUGCAAGUCGCUGCGAGUGCUCGGUGUAGGCGGCGAGUUGUUCUCCACCCACUUGGCCAGCCAAUUUCGUCAGACUUUUGCUCACCAAAUCAGGGUAUUCAAUGUGUACGGCCCAACGGAAACUUGCAUCAAUAGCAACGUCGGUCUGGUCGAGCACUGGCGGGAUGAUCUGGACCAAGUCGCCGUCGGGCCUCCCUUGGAUAAUGUCAGCAUUUACGUGUUGGACGAGGGUCAGAAUCCGGUGCCUGGUGGCUGCACGGGUGAGGUCUUUGUAGCCGGUUGCGGUGUGGGCCAGGGAUACCUGCGUCGCCCAGAGCUCACUUCAAGUGUCUUCAUCAAGGACCCCUUCGCCGAGGCCCCGGAUGUCGCUCAAGGCUGGACAACUAUGUACCGCACCGGAGACAAGGGAUUCCUCCGACCCGACGGGACCCUGGUCGUCCUUGGUCGCGUGAGUGGCGACACCCAGGUCAAGAUCCGCGGCAUUCGCAUAGAGCUGGAGGACAUCGCUUCGAAUAUUGUUUCUGUGUCCAGGGGAAGGGUGUCCCAAGCUGCGGUCACUGUUCGAGGAGAGACACAGAUGAUUAUCGGGUUCGUGGUGAUGACAUCAGCAAAAGACACAGAGAUGGGCACUGAUUUCUUCGACGACCUGGCUGCAAGUCUGCCGUUGCCCGAAUACAUGAAGCCUGCCGCUAUCAUACCGGUGGAAAGGCUACCGAAGACAACCAACGGAAAGCUGGACAGGGAUGCCCUCAGCCUCAUCCCAUUACCACAGAGAUCACUCACAAAUACAGGUCCUGGAGAUACUAGUCUCUCCUCACUGGAGAGUGGAUUGCGCCAAGUUUGGAUCGAGACUCUGUCGCCGUCGACCGAUACCAUCACCAUAGACUCUGACUUUUUCCGAUGUGGAGGCAAUUCCACACUUCUCAUACCUCUUCGCACAAAGAUAGAGCGGCUUUUCCAUGUAAAGAUGCCCUUGCUACAGCUGUUUGAAGCUAGUACUUUGCGGGCGAUGGCAGCCAGUAUCCGGGGCGCCAAGGACGCGCAGAGCGGCGGGAGUAAUUGGGAGUUCUGGGACGAUGAGACGAGGUUCGACAUCCCUAGCAACACUGAGUUGUCGAUAUCAGUACGAGAUCGGAAACUGCCGACUGAACCAAAGGUCAUUCUCAUGACCGGUACCAACACACUCCUGGGUUCGCAACUGCUUCAAUUACUGAUAGCUAGUCCGGACGUUGCUCAAGUGCACUGUGUGGCCCUCUCGCUGGAGGAACAGGCUGGCAUGGCCACCAGUUCCAAGACCACACUUCACACCGGAAGUCUUCGAGACCCGAACCUUGGCCUCUCCACAGAAAUGCAGCAAACGAUUCAGUCAGAGGUCGAUAUCAUCAUCCACGCCGGUGCGGAUGGGUCCUGUCUAAACAACUACUCUUCGAUCAGUCGCCAAAACGUCGAUUCUACCAAAUUCCUUGCUUCCCUCGCCAUUCCGAGGCAGAUACCAAUCCACUACAUAUCAAGUGCCCGCGUGGUGCUUUUUACAGGCCAGAACGAGUGGCCUGAAGCUUCCGUUGCCGGUCAUUACCCGCCGAGUGACCAGGGCAGGGAAGGAUUCACGACGACGAAGUGGGCGAGUGAGAUGGCCUUGGAGAGUUUCCAUGCCCAGACCAAGGUGCCGAUCGCCAUUCACCGGACUGGGUACCUCAUGAGUGAAGACGCCGAUCAGAUGGACAUCGUCAACAUGAUUUACAAGUAUUCGACCGAGCUACGCGCCGUGCCAUCCCUUGCCAAGUUCUACGGAUACCUGGAUAUGAGCGAGGUCCAAUCAGUCGCGGCGAGCAUGGCCAACUCUGUCCUGUCACAGGGUCCCACCCCAGAACGGGUUAUGUACCAGCAUCAUACCGACAACAACGCAGUGCCGAUACAUGACUUCAGGUUGUUCAUGGAGAGAAAGCUAGGUCACCCGUUCAAGGAGUUGGCUCUGGAUGCCUGGGUGGCAGAAGCCGAGGGCGCUGGGUUGAGCCCGUUCUUGGCAGAGUUUCUUGGUGUCGUGGCUGAGAAGGGGGAGGAGGCGAGAUAUCCGAGAUUGCUGAAAGGGUCUGCAUAG
Thyridium curvatum is the source of this 11871-nucleotide messenger RNA. RefSeq lists its product as uncharacterized. Bases 1 to 11871 code for a protein of 3956 amino acids. Gene Ontology annotation, molecular function: phosphopantetheine binding; 3-oxoacyl-[acyl-carrier-protein] synthase activity; fatty acid synthase activity. Lineage: Eukaryota; Fungi; Ascomycota; Sordariomycetes; Thyridiales; Thyridiaceae. Gene Ontology annotation, biological process: secondary metabolite biosynthetic process; fatty acid biosynthetic process. The record is from RefSeq and is a predicted model, not a curated record. The transcript has 7 exons.